This is a messenger RNA of Phaeodactylum tricornutum CCAP 1055/1, 1344 nucleotides long. RefSeq lists its product with no specific name. NCBI's taxonomy places the organism in Eukaryota, Bacillariophyta, Bacillariophyceae, Surirellales, Neidiaceae. Bases 1 to 1344 code for a protein of 447 amino acids. The transcript has 2 exons. The record is from RefSeq and is a predicted model, not a curated record.
AUGGGCGUCAGCGAGAAAUCGAACAUCCGAUCUUCGGAUCGUCAAGAUCUGCCGGGUCGAAACUCCCGCAAUGGAAAUAUGUUGGGAGACGAGUUAGGGCUUGUCGGCGCCGGUACUUUGGACGAGUCUAUCACUUCUUCGAACGUGGAACGAGGAAGAAACACUGAUUCGACUGGAAUUGAUACGUCAAUAAAUGCUACCCAAGUUGACGACGGAAAAGGAGCUGUUAUGGCACCACAUUUGGAACAACAAGAUACUGAUGAAAAGGAUGGAGCUGGGAAAAAGAAGUGGAUGACAUUUGGUGCCGUCGGAGGCCUGGUCGCUACGGCAACGGCCUUGAUGCUGCGAAGUGUUCGAAAAACUGAUGACAACGAAAUUGCUGGUCCAAACGUGUCUGGCGUCGACAAUGGAGUGAGUGGAGUGGAUAAUGCUGCAGAUGCCACACAAGAGGCAAUUAAUCAGUCGUUGUCCAAUGCACAGUCAGUUGCUCGAGAAAUGGCGCUUCAGGCUGCACAACAAGCUGCAUCAUCAGCUGCUGCGGCAACAACAGCCGCAGCGGCAGCGGCAACCGCAUCCGGUGGAAUUUUUGGUGCUGCUAUUGGAUCUAUUGCAGGCGCCUCUACUGGAGUGCAAGUUGGAGUAGUCGUUGCCAUUGCCGCAGUGACUGCGGUCUCCGUUUCGACGGGUGUGGUGGUGUCAGAAAAUAGAGCCGAGCAAUCUCAACCGAUACCAACCACGCGAGGAAACUGCAGUGAUACGUUUGAAGUGAAAGAUGGGCGUCUUGCGGUGGAGUUUGCGGAUUUGUUUGUCGAAUCAAUCCCAGAUGACAAUGUCCUUCUUCUCGAAAGGAAUUUUGUCAAGCUCUACAACGAAGCUUCCGAUACUUGCAAUGAGCUCUACGAACGAGAAAUGCUUGAAGCCAAGUUGGUUUCUUGGGAAGUAGAGGUAAAGAAUUCGCUGAACUUUACGAAGCUGUUGUGGGAGGCCCGUGUGACUUGCACUGGCUGCUUUGACAUGGAACCUUUGUUCUAUUACAACGACUUGCCAGAAAGUGCUCGGAACCUUGUUGAGGCUAUCGAAUACAAAAACUUUACAGAAAAAAUUCCUGUCUCGCUUAUAGAAUUUUCAAGUCCCUUUGGAGUAGCAACAGCAACAGUACUGGAAGCCGACGGUCCAAAACAAAUGUAUAUAAAUACACUUGAUGCGUUGACCGGAGAAGUGGUGGACGCAGUCACAGUCCGUGUGCUCCCUGAUGGGUUGCUAACACAUGUUCCUGACAGCAAGCCCAACCACUGUGCCCCUUGCUUCAUCAAGUGUUCCACCAUCUUUUGUCCCAUUGAGUGA